CAAAAGUCAAAAUGCUGAGAUUCCUGGAAAUCGACCUGCCGCAAUCACUCAAAUUGAAAGACGACCAGCUCGCAGAUGAGGAGGAUGACCAGUUAUUCGAGGAACUCGUUCCGCUGGACACGAGCGCCGAGAAAAUCGGCGCCGAUUUGCGCAAAUUCUCGUCGCAGUUCCAAAAUGCGAUUUUGCAGUGCAAGCAGAAUGCGCCAGUGAGGAAAUUCAGCACAUCGACAAGUUACAAAAACAUCCUGGACCAAUUUAAAGCGGAAAAGGUGCGGAUAGAGGUGCCUGCGGUGCUUCUGCAGGAAUACUCGGUGGUCCCGCUGCUGCCGGUGCGGCUGCGAGACGCGGCGGCUCUGCGCGGCGCCAGGGCGGUGCCGGCGGCACCAACGAGGGAAGCGGCGCUGCUCAAGUGCGCCUCGUGGCUCGAGACGAACGAGCAGUUCGUCACCAGACCAGCCUCGUCCAGGGCAAGAGCAGCCUGGAAACGCGAGAAGAACGUCGUCACCGCCUCCAGAAGGGUCAAGAGCUCCAACAGCUAAUUUUUUUAUAAAUAUAUUUUUUGUUUCAAAUCUUUUUGAAGUGAACAAACCGAUUGUCAGAAUAUUCGAUGUGUUUUCAAUUUUCUCUUUAUUAUUAUGAGGCGUAAGUAAUGUUGAAUGAAUCAAUUUUAAUUGUAAAACGUUUUGAAAAUUUUGAUUUCGUUUCAAAUUAAAUAAUUAGACUCAUGAUGCUUAAUGCCGGGA
Molecule: messenger RNA, 743 nt
Organism: Cloeon dipterum
Lineage: Eukaryota; Metazoa; Arthropoda; Insecta; Ephemeroptera; Baetidae
Exons: 3
Coding region: 12-539 (175 amino acids)
Source: RefSeq, a predicted model, not a curated record